AGCAAGCAAAACAUAAACUUCUCUCUCUCUCUCUCUCUCUCUCUCUAGGAGGGGCUUCUGGGUCUCACUGUUCAAUCAAAACAGAGCAGAUUUUUCUGUUUGUUUCUCGGGAAAACUAACUCAAGAAAGACAAGAAGGAAAAUCAUGGGGGUGGUGGAGGAAGAAAGAUCAAUGGAAGCAGGGCUUCUCCCAAGAAGAUACCAAAACGACGACGAAGAGUGUCGUAUCACUGCCUGUGUCAUCCUCAGCACUUUCGUUGCUGUCUGCAGCUCCUUCACCUUUGGAUGCGCUACCGGUUAUUCAUCGAGUUCUGAGGAAGGGAUUAUGGAAGAACUAGGGCUUUCCGUGGCAGAAUUUUCGGCGUUUGGUUCGUUUACGACGUUGGGAGCAGCGGUUGGGGCUUUGUUCAGCGGCAAAAUGGCAGACACCCUCGGCAGAAGAGGCGCUAUGUGGGUGUCUGAUUUACUGUGCAUCGUGGGUUGGUUCUCCAUUGCUUUUGCAAAGGACGUCAUCUGGCUGGAUUUUGGGAGGAUAUCCUCGGGUAUCGGAGUCGGCUUGAUUAGCUAUGUGGUGCCAGUCUACGUAGCGGAAAUCACGCCUAAGCAUAUGCGUGGUGCGUUUGUGUUUUCCAACCAGCUUCUUCAAAAUUGCGGGGUUGCCCUGAUUUAUUUCUUCGGAAAUUUCAUUAACUGGCGAGCCCUAGCUUUAAUAGGGGCUAUACCGUGUUUUGUUCAAGCCGUCGGUUUGUUUUACAUACCGGAGUCUCCAAGAUGGUUGGCAAAAAUUGGUACGGAUAAAGAAUUGGAAAAUUCCCUCCACCGUCUUAGAGGCAGAGAUACUGAUAUUUCGCGUGAAUCAACCGAAAUACGAGCCAUGACCCAAAUAUUGGAACAAGAUUCGAAGUCGGAUUUGUCGGAUUUGUUCCAAAAGAAAUAUUCGCGCACUCUCAUGGUGGGAAUUGGGCUGAUGUUGAUACAGCAGUUAUCAGGAAGUGCUGGUGUAAUUUAUUAUACAAGCACAAUAUUCAGAAAAGCUGGCUUUUCGGUCGCCAUUGGGUCAUCGAUAUUAGGUCUUUUCAUGAUACCUAAAGCCAUGCUUGGCCUUAUCCUCGUAGAUAACUGGGGAAGACGACCUCUCCUAUUGGCUUCUGCUAGUGGGAUGUGCAUAAGUUCCGGACUUCUAGGAGUUUCCUUCACGUUACAGAAAUUUCAAUUGGUGCCGGAACUUACUCCCAUAUUCACAUUUCUCUGUGUAGUGGUGUAUAUUGCAGCAUUCGCAAUAGGAGUGGGUGGGCUCCCAUGGAUCAUAAUGUCAGAGAUAUUUCCAAUAAACAUAAAGGUUACGGCAGGAAGUUUAGUGACUCUAACAUCAUGGUUAAGCAGUUGGGUCGUCACUUACACUUUCAACUUCAUGUUCGAAUGGAGCGCUCAAGGAACGUUUUAUAUAUUUUCGGGGAUAUGUGGAGCGUCGUUGGGGUUUAUAUGGUUGCUCGUGCCGGAAACCAAAGGGCUCACACUUGAAGAAAUACAAGCCUCCCUCACCACUCAGCAUGUUACGACGUUCUUGGAAUAAUUUAUUUUUUUAUUUUUACACUCCGAAUAUUAUUAUUAUUAUUAUUAUUAUUAUCAAUGUAUCAUAUGUGUAUUCUUUACACUGUUUGUACGUAUGCAUACGUAUGUGUAAUUAUUAUUUGAGUUUCUUUUUUCAAUGGAAAAUGUCUCGUCUUUUAUGA
This is a messenger RNA of Tarenaya hassleriana, 1732 nucleotides long. Its product is annotated as sugar transporter ERD6-like 18. The transcript has 18 exons. Gene Ontology annotation, molecular function: sugar transmembrane transporter activity. Lineage: Eukaryota; Viridiplantae; Streptophyta; Magnoliopsida; Brassicales; Cleomaceae. Gene Ontology annotation, biological process: carbohydrate transport; transmembrane transport. Gene Ontology annotation, cellular component: membrane. The record is from RefSeq and is a predicted model, not a curated record. The coding region runs from base 145 to 1572 and encodes 475 amino acids.